CUCGCCCAUUGGCGGGGCCGCUGCCCACGCGCCGCUCCAUGGCGACGCGGCGGGCCAACAUGGCAGCCGGGCCGGGCGGAGGGCGCCCCGCGCUGUGCCCGCUGCUCCUGCUCCUGCUGGGCUGCGCCCCGGGCCGAGCCGAGCUCUGCCGGCACCGCGCGCCCCGCGGUCAGGAGGUUGUCUAUCAGGUGCCCCUUAAGGAAAACCACGUCUCGAAGAGAAAUGUGGAUCAGCAGCUCCGGAUUAAGACCGUGUACGACAGGAGCAUUGAGGAUUUGCUGCCAGAGAAAAGGCACCUCAUCAAGAACAAGCUUUUUCCACAAGCUAUAUCUUAUUUGGAGAAGACAUUUCAAGUGCGCAAAUCCACGGGUACUAUAUUACUAAGCAGGCAGUGUGCGACAAACCAAUAUCUAAGGAGGAAAGCUGACCCUCACAGAUACUGCCUGAGAGCCUGUGCAGACCAUACAAGAUGUGGGCCAGUUAUAGUGCCUGAGAAACACCUCCAGCAAUGCAGGGUGUACAAUGAGACUAAAUGCCACGGACCCACUUGCUUACCUGACCAAGAAGGGGUUCGGGAUGCUGACUUUGUCCUUUACGUUAGUGCUCUCACUACUGAAAGGUGUGGCCAUGAAAAUAUCAUUGCAUAUGCAGCCUACUGCCAGCUGGAAGCUGAAAUGGACAGGCCAAUAGCAGGGUAUGCUAACUUGUGUCCAAAUAUGAUUUCCACGCAAGCUCAAGAAUUCGUUGGCAUGUUGUCUACAGUGAAACAUGAGAUUAUCCAUGCACUGGGUUUCUCUGCUGGUCUGUUUGCCUUUUACCGUGAUGAUGAUGGAAAACCUUUGACAACAAGACAUGCAGAUGGACUCCCUCCUUUUAACGAAAGUCUAGGUUUGUAUCAGUGGAGCAAUAAAGUCGUUCAGAAAGCCGUGAGAUUAUGGGAUGUACGUGGUGGCAAAAUGCUGCGCCAUGCUGUUCAUCUUCUGGUAACGCCUCGUGUAGUUGAAGAAGCUCGAAAACAUUUUAAUUGUCCAAUUCUAGAGGGAAUGGAGCUUGAAAAUCAAGGUGGCAUGGGUACUGAGCUCAAUCACUGGGAGAAGAGAUUGUUGGAGAACGAAGCAAUGACUGGAUCCCACACACAGAAUCGGGUCUUUUCCAGGAUCACCUUAGCAUUAAUGGAAGACACAGGCUGGUAUAAAGCAAAUUACAGCAUGGCGGAGAAAUUAGAUUGGGGACGCAGUAAAGGCUGUGACUUUGUAAUGAAGAGCUGUAAAUUCUGGAUCGACCAAAAGAAGAUAAAGAGGCAAUUAAUCAGUCCAUACUGCGACACUUUGAGGAGUAAUCCUUUGCAGUUAACCUGCAGACAAGAUCAAAGAGCAGUAGCAGUGUGCAACUUGCAGAAAUUUCCAAAGCAGUUACCUCAGGAAUAUCAGUAUUUUGACAAUCUUAGCGGAGUACCACCAGAGGAAUUGCCUUUUUAUGGUGGCUCAGUAGAAAUUGCCGACUAUUGUCCCUUUAGUCAAGAAUUUAGUUGGCAUUUAAGUGGUGAAUUUCAACGCAGCUCAGACUGUAGAAUAACUGAAAACCAACCAGAUCCUACCAAAAACUAUGGUGCAGAGAAAUAUGGGCCAAACUCUGUCUGUCUUAUUCAGAAAUCUGCUUUUGUAAUGGAACAGUGCAGGAGGAAACUCAGUUACCCCGACUGGGGUAGUGGAUGUUACCAAGUUUCUUGUUCUCCACAAGGGCUGCAUGUUUGGGUCAAGGACAUUGCGUACUUGUGCAGCCGUUCAGGACAGGUAUUAACUGUGAGCAUUCAGAUGAAUGGCUGGAUACAUGUUGGAAAUCUAAUUUGCCCAGCCUGUUUGGACUUCUGUGACUCCUGUCCCCCAGAGCGGGAUCCUCCUCCUUUGAACAUAACAAGAGCGGCACCAAUCGACUUAUGCUCCUGCUCGUCCAGCCUGGUUGUAACCCUUUGGCUAUUGAUGGCUAACUUAAUUCCCCUGCUAACAGGACUGUUUCUCUGCGCAUAGAGUUAAGCGUGGGGCAAGAAGGUGUUCCAAGAUGAUUUACCAUUAUGUUGCACUCCUUACUGUGGAGCACGGAGGUUUUUGUCUCUGCGGGCAGCAGUCUUCUGCUGCGCCUCAUCUCUCCUGGCAAGUAUUGGUGCAGAGAGCAGUCAGGGAGGUACUGACAAAAGCAGCUGGAGUUUGAGAGGAGAGAAAUUUACUUUGUCAUCUCAAUAAGUGCCAGUAUUUUCUCGAAUUGUGCAACCUUAGAUUUUUUUGAUGCAGUUACAAGAUCCACUAUGCCAACUGUGUUAGACUACCUGGCAACUCAGUCAAGAUUUGAAACGGGAACUCUUCUGUAAUAGAGCUGAGGGUUUUUUUUUUUAUGUCCUCUGUGUGACUGGUAGCGAAGCAUCCUCGAACUGGAAAUAUACCUCAGUGGUUUAGUCAAAAGCCAUGUGAAAAUCGGUUGUCACCACUGCGAAUAACCCAGGCCUAAACAGGUGUGGGAAUGCUUUGUUUUUUUGGUCAAUUCUUAUAUGGGGGGAAGAAGGAUGGACCAGUGGUUGGCAGUCGUCUCCACUACUGGAUUCUGCAGCUUUAUGGUUCUCAGAAUUCGCACGUUUGCAGUAAAGCAGCUGAUUCUUGGGGUUCACUUAAACCUUCCUACAUGCACGAAGUAAAGUUUCAGACUGGUAACCCACACAACUGUCUAGAAACCCUGUUCUCAUUUAGCAUGUGCCAGUUCUACUGUGAAAUUUAAGGCAUCAGGCGUUUGAGUAUUCUCAGUGAUUUCCUAGGCAGAUGCAUUUCGGUACUGACACCCUGUCUGUAAGACUGGGAUAGGUUUUCUGAUUAUUUUUAAUUUUGUUGGUUUGUUCAUUAAAUAAUAGAGUUAUUAUUUAUUAACCAGUAUGAACACAAAUGCAGCUGUUCUCACGUUUUGUUGAAGGGCAAACCAUUAGCAAUGGCAGCUAUAAUCAUACAGGACCAUUUUGAUUUCUCUAGACCAAAACCUACAUUGAAUGUGUAAAAAAAAGUCUAAUCUGUUUUUUUCUUGUCUCCCUGCCCCUGCUUUUUCUCAGACUUAUAAAUACAAACACUCAAAUAAUCCAUAGUAAUAAGUUAGAGAAUCAGACGUUUUGAACCACAUGAGGGCACACUUUGGUACAAAAUUGGUUGAUGGAUAAAAUAUACGAGGAAGGUAAUGGGCAAGAUCUGUCUAGGUAAGGACAGCUGUUCUACAGGACACUUGUAAGGAUGUUUUUAUUUGUUUCUGACUCUACAAUGUGUUACAAAGAAUCUUGUUUGUACUAACAAACUCUUACGUGGUUCAUUCCAUUGUCUGCCAUGUUAGGAUAGUUUUCAUUUUUGGGAAGGCGUUAAACUGGAGGGAGCAGAUGUACCCAGUGCGCUGAAGAGUGCAGAUACAGAGAGAAAGGUGACAUUACUUUCAUUUUUGACAUGUGCUGUGAUGUUAGAAUUGUCAGUGACUGUCUAAAAUGAAAGGUAGAGGAAUGAAAAGGGUAGGGAGUAAAAUUUCUUUAGCUACAAUUAAACUUGUUUAGUAAUAGGACUUCCAUUGUAAGAAAAUCUUUGUGCCUACUGGAGUUGUUUGGGUUUUAAUUUUAAAAAAACCUCUUAUGACACCGUUGAGGUGAUUAAGCUGCAACCUAAAACUGUCUGCAGGCAUCACAGGUGAGAGGGCACCUUGCACUGAGCUAGUUUCCCUUCUUAACUGCAGGUUAAGUUGGCUUUGAAUUACACAAGGCCUAGGCUAGCCUUAAAUAGGACUUUGAGAAGCAAUACUAAUUAGGAGUCAAACGCUUUAAAUGUGUAAAAGUUCGAAUUAAGAAACACUCAGAUUAAUAAGUGAACACAGAUUAUUUUAAUAUAUGCAUGAUCAACAAACGGUUGGUGUAAAUUGAUUCCUUGAAGAUGUAAAGGUUUGAGAAUACGUCUGAAGUCCCAGAGGUUGAUAUUGUAUUUUUUUGUCUGUUGUGCAAUAAUACAGUUUAAAUGGUAUCACUCAACAACCAUGCUUUUGAUACUUGAAAAUAAAUUAUUGGUUAUUUUUUCUUACUGUGAAAUAUUUGCACUGUCUGAACUCUCUGGUUAACUUUAUAACUGUUAAACUUUUUUACUAGUGUUAAUUUAUUGUGCUUGAUAUUUGAUCUGUUGGUCUCCUGUCUAAGUGUGGGAUUUGUCAUAUUUAAUUGAGUAUUUUUAUCUUCUACACGGUUGCUUAUCUUGAGGGCUUUUCUUCUUUUAUUCUCUUUUCCUGAGAAUUAACUGAAAGAUGGCUUAAAAAGUUGAUGCUUACCUACUUCUGAAUUGUAUGCAUUAAUUAAAGAGGCUGUAGUGUGUUGUACCUACAGGGAAAAAUCUGUUUGCUGUCAGAGCUCUUGUGGUCAGAUUCACCAGUACCUGCUGAGUAGCUGCAUCAGCAGAUCCAGUGAAGUAAAACUAUUACUGCCUUAAUAAUCUGAGAUUUCAGUCGUAAUUUCUUUGACGUGCAGCCCUUCAGCUGGCUGUGAACUGCAGAACUGAACAGGACUUUGGGGAGUCGGGGAGGGAAGGUACUUGAGUGAGCAAACCCCAACACGCUAUGUGCUAUUGGUGCAUUAGCAGCUGUAGUCAUGUUGGAACUGCCAAGAAAUGCGUCACUUUAAAGUCAGAAUGCAUUGGUGACUGACUAAAAGCAUAUUUGAGUAAAACCACCUACCUCAGUUCUGUUUGUCUUUGAAUUAAGCUUCUGGCCUGCUGUGAACUUCCUGAAUCUUAAGAUGAAUUAAAUAAAAACAUGUCUCAGGUUUUUAAGAGCAAAAUAAAUACAGUAGGAAGCAUAAGCCAUUUUUAAGUGCAGAACACAGCUAAAAUUGUAGCUUAAACAAUUCAGUUAUGUAGCCUUAAGUGUAGUUCCAUCCUAUUGCAUCACUUAACAUGUGAGAACUUGAAAAUAGGGCCCAGAUAAGCAUUUGUGUUUUCACCAGGGUAGACAUGGCAGCAGGACCCCUGGAAAUAAUGGCCUCAAGAUGUGCCGGGGAGAUUUAGGUUAGAUAUUAGGAGGAAUUUCUUUACUGACAGGGUUGUCAAGCAUUGACACAGGCUGCCCAGGGAGGUGGUUGAGUCACCAUCCCUGGAGGUGUUUAAAAGACAAGUAGAUGUUGUACUUGGGGCCAUGGUCUAGUGGUUGACUUAGGGCUGGAUCGAUGAUUGGACUCAAUGAUCUUGAUCUUUUCCAACUGAAGUCAUCUGUGACAUAGUCCUGAGAGAGAAAUGAGUUAGCUUGGCUGUAGCAGAAACAUUUGCAGAAUGUAAUGUCCACAGAUUUCAUUUUUAAUAAUAUUUCAUGUUUGAUUAUUAGUCUUGCAGUCUUCUUCUACCCCAGCAGUUCAAAUCUAUAAUAUUCCAAUUAGAAAUUGAGGCAAGUUGUGCUUCAGGAACACAUUUGUCUUGGAGAGGAAGGAUUGCUUUCGGCUAGAGUAUCCAGCAAGUAAUGCGACACUGAAAAGCAGGCAAUUCAUUCCUCCUGGAAUGAGUUGAGGCUGUGGCAGGAGACCGUUACGGCCUUGGUUGUAGGUUGAUUACUGAAAGAACAUUUUUCACCCCCAUUAAUGGACUGUGGGUGCAAUGCAGCUCAUUCUUUCUGCUGUGCACUAGUAAACUGGGAGGACUAUUGUCAUAUCCACAGUCCCUUACAAGGGCCAGUGGUUUUUAAAUCCUCCUGUCCUGCGGAGCUUUCUGCUUGAAUAUAUUUCAGUAGAGAGGGGCAGGUGUACACCAUUUCUUCCCUGCACUUCCUACGCAUGACUUCCAGCCAGCUGAGCUGGUCAGGAUUUAACCACCAGCUUUCACCUGGCUGAAUGUAUCUGUCUGCAGGGUUUGGGUCUAUUUGAACACUGACUAAUGUGAGCUUAUGCUACCACACUUCCAAAGUGCAAAUGUUGCCUUUUUAAUGUGAAGCUUAUCUUGGAGAUAAAACAACUGUCUUGAUCUGACUGGCUGACCUUGAACAUGCGUUUCCUAUUUUGGUACAGAAUGUAAAUAUAGAACAAGCUAUUUUGUGUAGAUUUUGAUUGGAUUGAGAUUUAAGGGCUAUUUUUUGUUAUUUAUGGAGUAAAAAUUUCCUUAUUUUAUUGUGUAAAAAAAAGUACGUCAUACAAAAGCAGAAAAAAGAUGUU
Molecule: messenger RNA, 6187 nt
Organism: Cuculus canorus (common cuckoo)
Lineage: Eukaryota; Metazoa; Chordata; Aves; Cuculiformes; Cuculidae
Gene: LMLN
Product: leishmanolysin like peptidase
Exons: 17
Coding region: 39-2027 (662 amino acids)
Biological process (GO): cell adhesion; proteolysis
Cellular component (GO): cytoplasm; membrane
Molecular function (GO): metalloendopeptidase activity
Source: RefSeq, a predicted model, not a curated record